Molecule: messenger RNA, 1033 nt
Organism: Ilex paraguariensis (yerba mate)
Lineage: Eukaryota; Viridiplantae; Streptophyta; Magnoliopsida; Aquifoliales; Aquifoliaceae
Source: the annotation of a GenBank genome assembly
UCAAAUCCUCGGACAGAGAGAAGAGUGGCGAGAGAGAGAGAGAGAGAGAGAGAGAGAGAGAGAGAGAGAGAUGGAAGGAGCAUCGUACCAGCGAUUUCCAACGGUAAAGAUCAGAGAGUUGAAGGACGAUUACGCGAAGUUUGAACUCCGAGACACUGACGCUAGCAUGGCCAAUGCGCUCCGGCGGGUGAUGAUAGCGGAGGUCCCUACAAUUGCGAUCGAUUUGGUUGAAAUUGAAGUGAACUCGUCGGUGCUGAACGACGAGUUCAUCUCACACAGGCUCGGUCUCAUCCCACUCACCAGCGAACGAGCCAUGAGCAUGCGCUUCUCACGUGACUGUGACGCCUGCGACGGUGACGGCCAGUGCGAGUACUGCUCGGUUGAGUUCCAUUUGAGGGCCAAGUGCAUGAAUGACCAAACUCUAGAUGUCACUAGCAAGGAUCUAUACAGCUCUGACCACACUGUUGUUCCGGUUGAUUUCUCCGAUUCCGCUGGCUCCGGCUUCGACAAUACUGAGAAUAAGGGGAUUAUAAUUGUGAAGCUACGUCGUGGCCAAGAGUUGAGGCUGAGAGCCAUAGCACGAAAAGGUAUUGGCAAAGAUCAUGCUAAAUGGUCCCCCGCAGCAACUGUUACAUUUAUGUAUGAGCCUGAGAUCCAUAUCGAUGAGGAUAAGAUGGGGACUCUAUCAUUGGAGGAGAAGGAAAGCUUUGUUGAAAGUAGUCCGACCAAGGUGUUUGCAAUUGAUCCUAAUACCAAGCAGGUUUUGGUGGUUGAUCCUGAGGCAUACACUUAUGAUGAUGAAGUGAUCAAGAAAGCAGAAGCAAUGGGUAAGCCAGGACUUGUGGAAAUACAUGCCAGAGAAGACAGUUUUAUAUUCACAGUUGAAUCUACUGGCGCAAUCAAAGCUUCUCAGCUGGUGCUCAAUGCAAUUGAAAUUCUCAAACAAAAACUGGAUGCAGUUCGCCUUUCGGAGGACACUGUAGAAGCUGAUGAACAGUUUGGUGAAUUGGGCGCACAUAUGCGAGGAGGUUGA